Molecule: messenger RNA, 36276 nt
Organism: Bathycoccus prasinos
Lineage: Eukaryota; Viridiplantae; Chlorophyta; Mamiellophyceae; Mamiellales; Bathycoccaceae
Product: filamin like protein
Exons: 1
Coding region: 1-36276 (12091 amino acids)
Biological process (GO): actin cytoskeleton organization
Molecular function (GO): actin filament binding; single-stranded DNA binding
Source: RefSeq, a predicted model, not a curated record
AUGAGUUUUUUUAGCAAAAAAUUUAGCAGCAAAAAGAAGGCGACGACAAAAUUCUUCGUCUUCUUCGCGCUCGUCGCCUUGUGCUCGUCCGUUGCAUUCGGAGUGAGCGGCGCGCCAUCACAGAAGGCGCACCGCUACGGUUCGGAUGAUUUGACUCGCGAAGGCUUUUCGGACGCGACGAGAGCUGACAAUCGUGAGUCGCUCAGCUCUGACCUGCCUCGCGUCGAAGAUUUCGGCGGAGAGGAUUCCUCCUCCUCCUCCUCGGCGGCGACGACUGAUGGCGACGUGCACGUCGUCUCUUCGGACGAUGUCAAGGUUGUGAGAAGAGGUGCUGGGUCGAGAACGCUGAAUGAAUUCACGGAAGACGGUCACUUCAUCAGUCCGUUGUCUCCCGAAGUCAUUGGUUGGGAAGAGGAUGCCGUCGACGAAGCGUUGGCGUUUUAUUCUCCUCAAUUUUACGAGGCGUUUUAUUCGUUUUACGACUUUUACUCGUUCUACGACUUUUAUGAUUUCUACGAUCAAAAAGUCGACGCUGAGUUUAAGGAGUUUACUGGUCCAGACGGAGGCAUCUUGCAGCUUUGCGAAAUUGCGGUUUCUCCUGCGAUUGGUUCAGAUAAGGGAGGCACGAAAGUCUCCGUUAUGUUGUCCGGUCACGUCGCGCGGGACCACAACUCGUUUUACUGUAAGUUUGGCGAACAACCAGUCGAAGCCAUGAGCGCUCAGAUCAUGGAGGAAUCAGGUGUCCUCGUUAUUGUUUGCGAAGCACCGCCUAUGGAGGACGACGAGGACGUCACCUUGCGCAUUUCGUUGGAUGGAUCUUUGUAUUCCGUCAACGGCGCGCAGUUUCAUUACCACUCAAAGAUGAGCGUCGCGGAUGUCAAACCAUCCGCGCCGAAAGUUUCCGCUGAGGGCGGAACUGCCAUUCGUUUCACUUUGGGCGACUACAUGUUUGGUCCAGGUUUUGAUCCCAGCUCUGUCACGGUGCCGUCGGCGUGCUACUUUGGUUCCAUGAGAGUGGAUGGCGAGUUUGACGCCAUGAAGUCCCAGCUGACUUGCCUCGCGCCGUCUUUGAAACAAAUUACAAAGACGUCGUCGAGUGCGAACGUGGAGCUUCGAAUAUCCUUGGAUGGGCAAAUCUUUUCGGAUGAGACGGUUAUGGUCCGUUACGGCUCUGGAAAAUCGUCUUUGAGUACGAUCACGGCGCCGAAGCAAUUCAAUAAUUGGUUCGAUAUCAUGCAAUUCGACUACCUUCCGUUUCACCCGGAAUAUUGCGUGUUCUUUGAAAACGGCGAUUUUGCCUCCUUGGCUGGUAUUGCGGUUACUCCUGGCGUUAUCGAACCUCCGUUUUACUCCGGAACGUUCGAAUACUUUGUCUUGUUGACCGUAGAUGACUUACCAGACAUGAGAGUCGCGUUGACUCCAGUCGCCACUCAACCGGACGCGACCAUUCGCAUCGGUGGAUUAUACGGGAAGCAAGUGAGAUCUGGCGAUACUUUUCGAAUUGGCGUUAGACUCGGCGAGAACAAAGCGUUGAUUGUAGUUACCUCUCCAAACGGAUUGUCCACCCGCACUUACAUUGUUACGGUGUAUGUGUUGAUGGACGAAGAGGAGGGCGCUUCGCUCGGCGAUAUUCAACUCGAUCGUGGCGAGCUCGAACCCUCGUUCAUGCCGGAUGUCUUCAAAUAUUCGACGUUCUUGGAUUCUACGAAUCAUAGAAUUGGUAUUACUCCGCACUCGCUCUCUGGAAACGACGUCAAGAUUUGCAGAAUCACGACUGGUUCCUCCGAGGAGAUGAAAAGAAUGUGGGCGAGAAAACGCAUCCGCAAAAAUUUUUACGAUAACGCCUUCGCUUGUGAAACUGUAAACUCUGGAGAAAAAGGUUACAUGCGACUCGAAGAUGGAUUCAACUUGAUUCAAAUUCGUGCUAAGGAUGGCCGAAACACCGCGGUCUACGAACUCCUUGCUUACAAAGAGCCAGGAUUUGACGACGGUUUCUCUUGCGACGGAUUCGCCGAAGCUGGUCUCGUCGAUACCAUCACUCAUUCUUUGAAUGUCGAUAUUGAUUACUCGUUAUUCAGCGACCCCACGACGCAAUUUUACUCAAAUUUCUUGGCAGAUUUGAUCGACGUGUUGACGUGUAACGCGCAGUUGUACCUCGGCGAUGCGUCCGUUACUUCGGCAUCCUUCACGAUUAAUUCCGUGACGGCUGAUCGUAGCGGAUACACCGAUAUUUCGGUUACGUUCUCUGCUCCCAUCGGAGCUUUGACUUCGUCCUACAGGAGUCAAGCGCGCGAAAAUUUGCAGGUUUUCUUUUCCAAUUGCGCUUCAGUUUCCGUCAUGAAUCUUCAAGCGUACGACUGGUCGACGAAUUCCAUUUCUAUUUCUUGCGAGGAAGGAACGGUUAUUAUUCCUCUCGAUCCGUACAACGCGUUUGCGCUACCGGAUAUUCAGGUCAAGGAGGGUUCGCUCGGAUAUGCCACGGCAGAUACCCGAGAAAGCACGGCUGGUCGCUGUCAAGGCGGUCCAGAACGCUUCGGAGUCAUCCUCAAUCGCACGUCUGGAACGACGGGUUGCGGGAUGUGGGAGCGACCAGUGGGGACGAUUUUGAACAAGCCAAUUUCGAGCACUGGUUUCGCUGAAUUUUACAUGGGAGGUUCGGACACGUGUUCCGGCGAAGUCGGCUUUGACUUCGCGACGCCAAUUUACAAAGCAAUUGCGAAUCCGGCGGCUUCGAUCGAAACGUUGAUGAAGAACCCGUCGCUUUACAAAUCAGGGCCGGGGGCCACUGUUUGGUACAGACUUUCCGACGCCGAUGGUCGAAGCCAAGUCCAACUCAGUGGUUUAACUGUUUCUAUGACUUUGAACUUAAACGGCGCGACGACGAAGGGCGAAUGUGAAACUCCAAGCUCCGUAACCGGUGCCGGCGUUUGUAGAGUGGAAGCGGUUUCAGAAUGGUUUUCCACUACUAACGAGCAAGUUGGACAAGCGACAAUUUCCUAUCAAUACGAUUCGGUCACUUACGGAACGAGUCUUACCCAGCAGUUCACUUUGAAGAAACACUAUGAACACGAUGCGGUUUCUGAACCUACUAUUAUUUUGGAAGCACCAAAAUAUCCUGUUUUUGAAGGAGAAGAAAGUGUCGUUGAAGUCUUUGUCAACACUGGAGAUUACGGCUUAUACGCUGGAGAUUUCGAAAUCUUGAUCAGCGACGCUGGAAACGGAGAGCAAUGGGAUUCUACGUUUGAAUACGUUGGGUUCACGUCGAGCGGUAUUUGGCAAGCGAAGGCUAGCGAAGCCAUUCCAGGUUAUCUCAUCUCGGUUGUCUUUUUAUCUCCUUCGACAAAUGUUCUCGAAGAAGAGACGAAAGGUACGAAGUUAAAGAUCGGAGAGAUAACGCUCAGGCAAAAGAUCACGUCGUACACGAGCUCAUUCGGUACGUACGCGUGUGUUGCUGGAAGCUCCUGGUUUGACUGUGACCAAGGAUUGUUAUCAGCCACCGUUAGGCAAAUGGCAAACUGGGGCUUGCGCACUUACGUUCCAACGGGAACUGCGAGCGUCGUAAAUUCGUACUCUCGCAGUGCCCCUUCGGGUGGCUUAGAACCCGGAUUGGUGAGUUCUACGAAGCAAGUGAAGAUGUAUUCAGCGAUCGGUCAAACUGACUUGGUCAAUGCGUACCCCAUCACUUCGGAAGGUACGUCCACGAGCAUCGUGACUUACGUUGUUUGGUCUUCGCCGAGCACUUCGGAUGCCGUCCUUAAACCAAGUUCGUGCUCGAGCAGCACCGGCUCCUCAACUGCAUUCACCUUGGCCGUCAGCUCUUCGGGUUGCGACAUUACCAUCGACGAAACGCAUACCGGACACGGCAACUUUUCGAUCACCACAACGAGUGGAAGUUUGAGUUCUUCUACCUCGCUCAACGUGUACUACCCGCUUGAGUCUGAAAUUGUCGUCACCGAUGCUGUCUUGAACCCGAUCAAUUUACCAUCAAUCACAAAUACGAUUGCAACUUACAACGAAACGUCGAACACGACGUCUUAUGAAACUUCGAUUACUUAUCCGUCGUGCUCGGAGAAACUUUGGCAGUAUGCAGAUAUUAAGGCGUACGUGACAUUUGGCGGUGAUAACUUAGAAUCAAUUUACAACAACGACGUCACCUGUUACACCUCUUUUCAAGUGGAAGAUUCCGAAGAUUCCGUAGCGGAAGCAGUUUCCCUCUCAAAGACGCGAAUUACAGUGAACGAAGCGUAUGCGUCGACGAUCGAAAAAGUUCCGGAAAUUGUGGAAGUUUAUGACGAAUUGACGAAUACGACAUCUAACGAAACUAUCACCGCGUACCCAGAAGUUGGGGAUGUUAUUGUUUCGUUUGCGAGCCCGGCCAUUUCAAGCAUUUUGAACGCGACGGCAAUCGUGACCGUGAGCGCCGUGGACGAUUACGUCAACGUCACCCAGUUGCUAGGGGCUGUCGUCACUGGUACGGAACUUUUGAGCACUCCUGCCGGGGUUGCCAUUGGUGCUGAUUCGGAAGUGGCCGUGAGCGUCGAGCUCAAGCACGACUUCAAAAAUGAAUUAGAUCAAGGUCAGAUAUGGGUUUGGGCGCACUUCACGGACGGGUCAACGAGGUACAUCAGAAAAUCCGAUGGUUUGGACAUCUCUGUCGCGGUAAAUUCAACGAAUGACUUGUCAGUCGCGGAGAAUGUCAACGGUACAUCUGACUUUCAAUUAACAAUUCCAGUGAGGGCAACUUCUGUUGAUUCGCUCGUUGAUGGUUCGUUAUUGAAACCAAUUUGGACGGUCUGCGAGACCCCGUACAACGUCUCUGGAAUUAUUCCGACUUUGGUUGACCUCGCGGUUCCUAUUUCUGUCGAGUUUUCCGCAAACACGAACAGAAUCACGCGACGAGGAGACGGUGCGAGUGAACAACCUAUCGCAAUUCCCGUUGAGGCUGUACUGACCUACACUAUCAACUACGACGACGGAUCCUCCAAGAAUUUUAUUCUCGAUGAUCGUGCGAAUUUCACUAUUUCGACGGGUGAAGAUUUGGCGGAUGUGAUCAAUGGCGUCGUCGUUCCUAAAACCGAUUCUAACGGGAUCGGAACGAUCACGGUCAGCGCGUCGUUGCCUGAGUAUGCUCCGGAGCUCGGCACUGCAACAGUAUCCAUGACUUUGGUCAUUCUCACGGAUGUUGAUAUGCGCACUAAUCCUUUUCCAGCUUACUCAGGCUCAACGUCAUACGAGACGACGACGCUUCACAAAGUUGCGUGCACUGAGUACUACCAAAGUCUCGAGGCUUCCUUAUCCGCAACCUUGUCGGAUGGAUCUGUUUUCGACAUUUCUAAGUAUGGUAACUACGCUACCUCCGAUGUUUCCAUUGGUCUCGUGUACGGUGCCGACAGCACUGUUGGUGGUGCAGGUGUUGGAGCCAACUUUGCGCGCGGGAUCUCGGCGAGUACUUUUGAUAUGACGUCCAGUUUCGGAAGUGGUGAAAAGGCUUUCUUAGUUUCUCAAACGAUCACGGUCACAGAUACUCGCAUCAGCAUCGAAUCCAUUUCGCACGUAACGCAGUGGGAUUCCGGAAAUGCAUUCGUUGCCUCAUUUGGGACCUCUAAAGAAGUCCGAAUGAAGGUUGUCUUCAGCGACGGAACGAUGUUUGAAGACAUUUUGGACCAAGACAUUCCCGUUUCUGCACUCGUUGAGCUCUCCUCGAGUGCAGACGAAGUGAUCAAAGUGGUUUCUUCGUUCGUUGAAUUAAAGGCGAAUUACUACAAAGCUGUCACUUUGACUGCUUCGAGUAUUUGCUCCGCUGCUCUUAACGCGAACAACGAGCAUCCGACCGUCACGGGAACUGAUGAAGUGUAUGCGAAUCUUUUAGCGGACUUGUACGAUCUCGAUAUCGGUGCAAACACUGGAAUUCCUUUGCCGCCGAAAUCCGCGGGCGAGUUGUUUGAAGUUGCCGUCAGAAUCAAUACGGGCGAUGAAAUCCUCGUUGGUGCUCAGCUGAAAGUUAACUUUGACGACACUUACAUCAAGGCUGUGAGUGCUGUCGUAGGCAGCGACUGGCCAUCUUACUUCCAAGAGACGAUCAAUUAUCCUUCAACUUCGGCUUCGAUUCUUAUUUCUAACACUGAGUCUACCGUUACGGGUUCGGCGACUGAAGUAGCGAUAAUUACGUUCGAAGUCGUCACGGAUCAGGCUGUCGUGACUGAACUGGAAGUUGAUGUUCAGUCUUUCAUUCACAGAAAUGAGUUUGACUCGACUUCUAAAAUUCCAUUUACAUCUCCGAGAAGUGUGACCCAAAUUGCCUUGAACUCUGCGUCUCGUCGAAGAACGUUGCUUUCCAACGUCUCGCGUCGUAAAAUGCUUCAAACAGCUGAUGAUUGCGUUUCGACUGGUGUUACUGUCAAAAAGGGAACUAUUGGUGUUGAUUGCUAUCCGCGUGUUUUUGGAGACGUGAACGGCGAUUGUCUGUUCAACUUGGAUGAUGCUAUUGUAAUUGAAUAUCACUUGUUGGGCCAAACCGUGAAUGGGAUCGAUUAUAAGGAUCUCUCCAUUUUCUCCCAGUGGCAGCUCAUGCAAAUGGACGCUACGUUGAACUACCUAGAUCCAGAUUACGAUCGAGUAGCGGGCGGCUGUAAGUUGUGGAACGGUGAGGAGAACUCUACCAAAGUCUGUCCCACGGCUGUCGAUGGCUCGUACCUGAAGAAGGCAACUGGAGUUUACAAAUUCCUCGCUAUGUUUUCGACUUACGAAAUUGUGACUCCAAAAUUGAAUAACGAAUAUUCGUAUUUGACGGUGACGGCGAGGGUGUAUGACCCAAUCUUUGAUCCUUUCAAUAUUGCUGGUUUGAAUGGUGAUUCGUGCGCUUUGGGCUAUUUGCCAUCAACUUCUCGUACGGUUGUCGGUGAAUUGGAUAACAGUUUUCUUGGCGAUUACACGCAUUACGCAUAUCAGCCUGCAUAUGGCGAUGAGAGCUACGGCGACUCGUACUCCAAAGUUUUUAUCGAGUAUGGACGCACGGAUGGCCGAGUGUUCAAUAACUCUGACAUGACGAUUGUCAUGGGCGAACGCUGGGGAACACUGUAUAAUCAAACGUUGGAUGAAUCGACGGUGAAAAACAACGUGAUCACGAAAGCCUCGCAAACGAAUGUUGGGACUUAUGUUGUUCAAACGAAAGGUAACGAGGAGAACAACUACGCAUUCAACUACGAAUGGAACGAAGAUGCUCCCACUGAGAGUGUUGCUGGCGUGACGAUCAUUAUUCAAAAUUAUGCCGCAGAUGGCUCUGACCUUGGGACGCACUAUCCAUUCUAUGGCACUUCGGAAUAUCCGUACAACGUGUCUGGUUACGAGUUUGAUCCUAUCGCCCCGAUUUCGAUUCAACCCGCCGGUGAUGGUCUCUUACUCGCGGAUUUCGAAGUUUCUAUGACGACAACUGCGGACUCCCCGGGAUUACCAUCAGGGACGACCAAGCAAAAUGAGCCGAAAGGAUAUUACUCCAGAGACUUCUUUGCGUUCAACAAUAAGGCACCAGGAUCUACUGGUAGCCUGAAACUAACUGUUGGUAGCGACGACGCAUGUUCUACCGAAAGCUUAACGAAUAUUGAAGGUCAAAUAUCUGGCGAAUACACUACUGCGCGAGACAGAGCAUCUGAAAUGUCUGUCAUUCUGAAAAACCCGACAGUGGAAAUAGGCGAGCCAAUUUUUCGAUUGCGCUACCAGUUGCGCGACGCCAACGGACGUCCGCAGAUAUUGACGUCAGGAAUUUCUGUAACGUUCAAACUCACUUCCCCUGAUGGCUCUGAAGAGGUUUUAACUGCUUGCGGUUUGCCCAGUGCCGUUUCCGGUGGCGGUGACUGCGAGACCACGAUCAGCUCCGACUGGUUUCCGGCUUCAAGUUCGAGCGCGUGGAACUCCGACGUAACUUUUGACAUUGAAAUGUUGUUGAAGUAUUCAGAUGAAAUUAUUGCAACGUUUGCAUCCUCUGGCACUUUGGUGAGACCACCGUCUAACGAUGACCACCAGAUCACCAUGGUGAACAACCCACACGUUUACAUGCAAUUGAGAUACUCGCCGGUGUACGCUGGUAGAGUGGAGACUUUUGAUUUAUACGCUGCCACUGAUUCACAAGCGUUGAUUUCGUAUAUGGUUACGUUAGAGUGGAACACAACUUACUUGUCGUACAACUACUUCAGUGUGAAUUCUGAAUUAUUCAGCCCGUCUCCUAUUGUUCAAGCGGUUGGAACGAACUCAGUUCGUAUCGUAUCUGUUGGCUUGAACGUGACAAAAUCGUUCUCCGAUACAAGUGGUUCCGCCGUUUAUUUGGGGACGGUGGGAUUUAUUGUCGCGGCUGAUGCUCCCAUUGGGAAAGCUGAAAUGCCGUUGUGGGGUACCACGAAUGCCCUCGUCAACGAGGGUACUCGGGAAUACGUUGUCAAUGAAGAAAUGCAAUUUGACCACUUGUACGGAACGUCUUCGUUUGGUUCGCUUUUGGUUGGCCAAAAGACGCGCACGGGAGUGUACGCCUACAUGGAUCAAGCGGAAAUUCUCAAUACUGCCUACUUGACUGGCACGACGCAAGAUCACUUCCUUACUGUCAUGAAUGUUUGGAACGUCGGUUCCGACACUCAAGUUACCGAUAUGGUAGAUUGUGGUUCCAGCGCAUCUUUUGCGGCGCAAGCCAUCGAUUCAAUUGGUGGCUGCUCCGUUUUGAUUUUGCCAGGCUCAUCUGAUGGGUACAAAAAUAUUCAAGUUUCCGCCAGCGUCGGGGACUACUCAGCUGUGGUUCCUGUGACGGUUUGGUUUCCACUUGAUGUGGAAAUAGCUGUUGCUCAGCCAGUUUUGCACCCUAUUUCUGGUGCUUGUGCUGUCUGCAGUUUCACGGAUUGUGUCAGUCCGCUGUAUCAAACGUCCUCGAUUCGUACUCUUGUCACGUAUGGCGGUCAAUUCCUGGACCCUGUCUCCGGUGUUGAUGUCACGUGCUCCGUCGCGUACGAGUCAUCGCGGUCUGAAGUUGCCGCAGUUACUGGAGCGACUUUAACUGGUACUAAUCCAGGAUCAAGUAUUAUAACGCUUUCUAAUUCUAGAUCUUCGGCUUUCGCUGAAGUCACCAUUGAUUCGACUGAAGUAACCGUGGCAAAUUUGGAAGCUUUGCUUCCGAACUUGGCGCAAUGGUCAGCUAUUACGGCGCCGGAAGCCCAAAUCGACUACAGCGUUAAUGUGAAAGCAACUUUGGAGCAAUCUCUCACGGCUGCUGGCGAAGGUGGUCCAUUAUAUUUCAUGGCCACGUUCAGCGAUGAUACUACACAGUAUCUCACCAAGGAUAUGGGUAUUUCGGCCGGUAUUUCUACCGCUGACUGCUUCGAUAACAAUGGUGGGGUAACCAGUUGCGCUGAUUCUGUGAAAAUUGUGACUGAUGAGGACGUCAUCAACGCUUACGUUGCUCCAAAUGCAAUAAGUAUCUCGACUGAAUCUGCAAUCACAGCGCAAUGGUCCAAUAUUUGUAAUCAAGAAGUGAUUUAUUCUGGCGUUGGGAACGUAACAAUUUCUUUGUCACCAGUUGCGGCUAUCUUUGUCAAUGCAGAUACUAGAUACAUCACGGACUCUUCGUCCAGUGCGAAAGAUCCACCAGCUAGCAUUGCAACUUCCAUUCAACUUACUGUUGCUGUCAGAUACGAAGAUGGAAGCGUGGUGGACUUCACCAAUGAUGCGGACAGACCGCCAUCAUUCAGUGUUUCCAUGGGUACCGAUAUUGCCCAGGUUUCAUCUACUGGUGAAGUCACCGUUUUACCCGAUGGUCCCAAACAAGGAAUGUUUCAGAUUCUCGUGACCAUUCCAGGUUACACCGAAGCGGAGGGCGUCCGUGGCUCCGCAACCUUUUUCGCAAUUGAUAUUGCCGAUGAUGGUUUACAGACAGAACUUGCACCGUGGCCGACAUACUCUGGCGCUUCUUCGCUCGGAGAUAGCGCUGAGCUUAAAGUCAUUCAGUGCAGUGGUAAUUACACCGCCGUCUCUCUUUCUUCGAAACUCGUAUACACCGACGAUAGUUCGAUCGACAUUUCUUCUCUCGUAACCGUAAGCUCCAGUGAUUCUAGCAUUGCUUCAGUUGGACUUGUAGAUGGGACGUAUGUAGUAUACGGUAAGUCAUUAGGAACUGCUAUCAUCACUACUACUUACGCGGGCAAAACUGAUUCGGUUUCAGUGACCGUUUCGUCGGAAAUGCUGAGAGUUCAAGCCAUGGAGCUCAUCACCGGAUUUCCGGCUGAUGCGACUUUCACUGGCGUCGUCAAGACCGAAACGCAACUCUCUGCGAAAAUAACGUUCGAAGAUGGGACAAUUAUACCGGAUGUCACGGUGCGUCCGGAGUUGCUUGACACAUUGCUGCUCUGGUCAACCUCCGUAACUUCCGCGAUUGAAGUUACAAACACUGGCAGAGCAAUUUUGAGUGAUAACCAUUACGAGUCCAUCACCCUUGGCAUUACCGUGCAGUGCCCUUUCAACUCAUCCUCAAUUCUCGCGGACACAGAUGCAUCGGAAAUGGUUUAUGCCAACCUGAAACCCGAGAUUGGGGAUGUCGAUAUAGGCUUAACUUCCGGUGUACCGUUACGACCAAGCGUGUUUGGAGAUGCUGUGGUCAUUCCUAUUUCGGUCAAUACAGGUGAAGCGUCACUCGAGUCUUUUGUGAUUGAGAUUGAGACUACCGCAACUGACUUCACAGUAACAGAUUGCACUGUUUCCAACGAAUGGUCAAAGGAAAUUUUUAUUUGCAACAUUGAUACUGCGAGUGGGAAAAUUUCUCUCGUCGGUAGUGCUGUUCAAGAAGAAGUCAUCGGGGAAGAGGCUGAGAUCGCGUCAAUAACGUUGUCUACUUUGUCCACUGCGACCACCAGUCUUAUUUACACUCAAGUUUCAUCUAUUGUUCUUUCUGACGGAGCCACGUAUUCAAACGAAGCUUCGGUAGCUGGAACGACUUACGUUAAGUUGAAUGGUGCGAGACGUCGCUCUUUGCUCUCUGUUGGUGCUCCGAAAGACUGGGUGAACUCCAACGUCAAAGUACCAGCUCAGCACAUGGCAGUGGUCCCAGCGACCACCAAAUCUCCUGACGAAAAGCGAGCUUCGCACGAGUAUUUAGCAGCUGAGAAGCGCUCCAGAAGCGCGAAACGUACGCUCCUCCAAGACUUUACGUGCUCGACGAAUGUGCAAGGUGAUGUUAAUGGUGACUGUAAGUUCGACGCAAACGAUUACCUCGCUCUCAUGCGUUGGAUUGCUGGCUCGGAUGAAUACACGAAUCUUACUUCGACCUUGGGCGAUGCGGACUCCUUCCAGCGCAAACAAGUUGAUCCUACUAUGGACUGGAUGCGCGGUGAAGAUUUCGACACAUCUCGAUGUGCAGUACAUGGAGCUAGCGGAUCACCUUGCCCAGAACUUAGAGAUGCGCAGUUCUUAUUGAAGGUUCUUGAAGGGGACUACAGGUUCUUGUUCGCGACGUCCGUUGAUGAUAUCAUCGUCCUCCCUGAAUCUCCGUACGAUUCGCUUACUUUCCAGGCACAGCUCUUCGAUUACGCUGGUACUGGUGUCAGCGGAGAAUACACCAGAGUCCGCUUCGAAUUUACUUCGACUAACGAGACAUAUUUCGCGAAUGCUGCCAUGAGUUUUGCCGAGGCUGAAUCAUAUAUUUCAAGCGCAGAUGGCGAAUUACCGGUGCGCUAUGCCGUUGAAGCUCCUAUGUCUUCUGCUGGUUUGUUUUCCGUGACAGCCUCGGGCCCAAGCGGAGAAUUUGCAAAAGAAAACAUUACCGUUGCACUUGUCGUGGAGACGUGUGAAUCUAAAUGCGCUUCAAGCUCCGUCGGUUCUACGAGCGCCACGAUCUUCCCAUACACUGGUGUAUCGCUUGAUCCUCACAUGUCUGCGCUUGGGUAUACGUACACUCCGGUGCUUACGUUUGAAACCCCGGACCCCAUCGCUGGUGCGAAUGAAGACUCUUACGUUUCCGCGCUCCAACCGCAGAUUAUUUCCGAUGAUUAUCAAAUAUCUGGAGAUGGUUUUGGCAUUGGCUCGACCACCUACGCGUCAUUGGGUGCAUUCUCUCGCGAAUUCGGUAUUUUCGUUCCUGGAUCAACAACCACCACGAAAAGCGUUUCCGCCAAGCUGAUGGCUGAUCGAUGUGGAGACUCCACCCCAACUGGUUUCACUGAAGCAUCCGCUACAAUUGCAAUCUCUCGUCGUCCGGUGUCUUCUGUGAAGUUAAUUGUUCUAACGAGCACGGUGUAUCCAGAUACAGCGAAAUUGCAGGUGAGAUUUCAAUUGAUGGACGCCACGACUGCUGGCACAGUUUUGCAAACUGGAUUGUCGUUACGCCUGUCGGCAACGUUAUCGGAAGAUGCAACCUCUGUUGCCUCCAUCGGUUGCGCCUUGCCUUCGCUCACUACUGGCGUUGGAUCUUGUGAACUCGAUGUUCCGACCGCGUGGUUCCAAGCGGACGAAGUUGUUUCUAUGAAAGCGCAGCUGCUCUUCCGAUACGGUAUUGAGGAUUCCUCGACAUCGUCCAUCCUUUCCGUCCAGCUUGCGAACUCUGCGACCUAUGUUGCGCUUCCCUCGACUGGUGGUGUCAUCCUUGAGAUGCCGAAGUCCCCUCGCUUCAGCGAGAACGAACUCACAGUUCCAGUUUCAGCGAAUACGGGCGGCUUUCCGCUCGGAGCAUGGAGUGGUAGUUUGAAAUACAAUACCACAGUUCUUCGAUUUGACUCUUUCACUACUUCUACCGGAUACAACUCUGCGGCUGUUGGAUUAGAAAGAAACAGCACGGAAGGAAUCGUCUCUAUCGUUGUCGCUGGAGCUACCUCCAGCGCUACACUGGCAGAUCUCACGGGUGACGAAGUCAUUUUGGGCUACAUCACGUUUACCAUCAACAACGUACCGGUGGGAACCUACAACGACGUGGCUGCACUCAAUGUUGAUUCCUUGGUAACGAUCGGUGGCUACACAUUCUUAGAAAGCUUUGACGCGUAUGUAACGGAUGCACGAGGUGGUAGUGUCACAAACGCCCAACUUAUUGUACUCGACACCAACGAGAUUAUCGGUUCCUACAGCAUUGUUUCCAAGACUGAGAUCGUCAAUACGGCAGUUUUGGACACCACGAGGGCAAUACAAGAGACGGAAAUUGUUGGAUACGCUGUGUACAGAAACCCAGACAAUUACAUUAAAAACGGAGGCGACGAAGUUAUGCAAAGUGUUGAAUGCUCUAUAACGUCGAGUUCUGUACUUACCGUAGAAACGGGUAACUUGAAAAUUAACGGUGUGGACGGGACGCAAAACGCCUGUGUGGCCAAAAUUGGAAAAACGAACGAAGCUGGUGCUGCUGCGGCAUCUGUCAAAUUGACCUCUGGGGACGGUGCACAGUUUGUCGUUUCAUCUAUCAGAGUCUGGUUUCCGAAAGUUGUGUCUUUAGAAGCACAAGAUAAAGUAUUGGCUCCGGUCGAGAAUGUGUAUCACGAGGAUUGCAGUUCAGUGUAUCAAUACACCAACAUCUCUGCGUUGGCAACAUAUGGCGGGAGUGGUUUAACUGACCAAGAUGAAGUUGACAUCACGUGUAUGGUUGACUUGUACUUGAACAAUACAGAAGGGGAUGCGUUCUCAUUUAGGGAUGGCAGUACUACAAUCGUAGAAACCAAUGGCGUUGGUAAGGCGACAAUUACUCUGAUAAAUUCGAAUUUGGCAGUCGAGCCAUCGGUGACUAUCUCGGCAAUUUCCGACCCUAUCGGUAUCGAGUCGCUUCGACCUGUACUUGUUUCCCGAGCUGAAUUUACUUCCGAACAGUUUGAUUCGCAGACUCCUUCCGAUUUGAACGCAGAUACAUACGCUGAUGUGUCUGUGAAUAUGAUUCAAAAGUUGAAUCGUAAGGGUGCGCAAGGCGCUAUUGUUGUCUAUGCCCGCUUUAAAGAUAACAAAGUCAACGAACUUUCUCACCUGCCUGGCCUGACCGUAAGUACCGGUAUCCGAUACAACGGUUUGAGCAUUAUAAGCACGGCUGGCUCAGACAACACGGCCGCACCUUACUAUGGAGAAAUUGGAGAUGUGAAAGGCGGUAUGGAAGGCUAUGAUGUCAUCCAGGCAAAGCUGCUUACGACCACCUGUAACGGUGCCGUAGGAGGUGAAGAUAUCAUUUACGGCUACGGUGGUGUCGAAGCUGUCAUCGCUGAUCUCGAAUAUGUGAAUUUGACUGCGAGUGCAUCCAAGCUUACCUUUGAAGGUGAUCUCUCUACGAACGCUCCUAUGAAUAUCGGAAGUGUUGCUAACUUGGAACUUACUGGAACAUACUCUGACGGUGAUAUUCAGAGUUUCACAUCUUCAGCCACGUCUCAGUUUCUGAUAAAACACCCUACCGGUCUCGAUAUCUACAACAAUCCCACAUACGUAACCAAUCACUCAUAUGCUCGCGUAUCUAACGAUGGUGUGCUCACCAUAUUUGGUUCAACUGAUGACACGAGCAUCACCGUUAUGGGCAUUUGGACAGAUGAGAUGAAGACGGCGAAGGUGACGAUUGACAUAGUUAAACAUAUGAGCACGCAAACAGUGAUGACUCCGUAUCCGGCAUUCACAGGAAGCAGCGACAUUGAAAAACUGUCUUUGAACAAGAUUGUGUGCACCAGUAGUUAUCAACGAGCGAUAUUGAAGUCAGUUGCUACUUUAACGGAUGGCUCAGUUUUUGAUAUCACCAGCGAAACAUCUUACACAGCCUCUGACAUAUUCACAUUGACCCAGUCCUCCACUUCUUCGGAGGUGAUAAUUGCUGCUGCUGGAUCCACUACUGGAAAUGCAGCUAUUAGUAGCACUUUUGCCGAGUCUACCAUUGAGACGACUUUUGCGCUUUCGGAUACACCAGUAACGCUGACCUCUGUCCUCUUUGAUGAAGAUAUUUGGGACGCGUCUACUUCUUUCAUCGGCCUGGUAGACGCAACAAAAUCUUUAGAUGUACACAUGUACUUCAAUGAUGGAUCUCAGAUUUCCAACGCGGUGUCUUCGGAAGAAGUGCAAGCAGUCUUCAACUGGGAAGAAGUAGUCAAAUUCGACUCUACUUUGCCCUCUAUCAUUGAAGUCAGUGGAAGCACGGCGACUUUGAAGAACCAGUAUUGGACUCGAGUUCUCAUUUCUGCUUCUGCUGUUUGCGCUGAUGGCAGUGUCGAUUACCUCGUAUCGGCAACUUCUUCGAUUGCCCCGAAUCUCUUGCCAGCUGAGAAUGACGUUUCCUUGGGUGCGUUGACAGGCAUUCCGUUUCCUCCGAAGAUUAAAGACGAAACGUUCGACAUUGAAGUUCGAAUCAAUUCGGGAUCUGCGAAUCUUCGAAGUUUCCAACUCGUUACCCAGUUUGAUUCAAAUAUGAUCGCAGCGACUGGUUGCACGGUAGGAGACGACUGGGCUCAAUACGAUUUUGCCUGUACCAGGAAUAACCCGUCCACUGAAGUGCUCAUGAUUGGUACCGAGCCGCUUUCUACCGUAAGUGGUUCCUCCAUUCACGUCGCUACGAUUUCGUUCUCUGUGAAAACUUCCUUCAAGAUUUUGGCUAAAAUCAAAACCACAGUCCAGGUCUUGACUGUUGAGGGUACCGAUGGUGCCGACAUAACAGCAGCUGCCUUCGUUUCUAACAUGACUGGUUCAGGUGAUAUCGCUCUUAACAGCUACUCUGGAAAGAAACGUCGUCGUCAAUUGCUCGAGGAUGGCUCUAUCUCCGAAGUUUUGGAGGUGGAAAUUGCCGUACUUCCUUCCCACAUGAGAUCACUCCUCCAAGAUACUGAUACCGAAGCAGUUUGUAAUGGAGUCGGGACGUGCGCAAGUGGUGUUGAUAGUGGAUGUAAGUUUGGGGACGUCAACGGAGAUUGUUCUUUCGAUGUUUCCGACGUUUUAGCUCUUAAAAGAGCCAUCAUGGGCAAGAGCUAUGAUGCUGACUUCGAUCUGAGCGUUUAUAGCGAUUGGCAGAGACAGCAAAUGGACCCGAAUCUUGACUGGUUGAAGUCUGGAGCUUACGUAUCGCCAGACGCAGCAGAUUCUCUGUACUUGCUUCACGCCUUGUCCAAAAAAGCUCGAUUCAUCGAUGUCACGAAUGGAUUAACAAGCUAUAAAGGGUUCUUGACAUAUGAGCCCGGAAAUGCCACGGAUGUACUCCUAGACAUGGAAGUGAGAGUUUAUGACGAAAGCUCUGAAGCUGCAACGUCUGAUGAUACAAAGGUACGAAUCGAACUCAGUUUCGAUGGUGGGUCCGAUCCAAGUAACAACGAUGCCAUCACCUCCAUUGGUACUAGAACUUCCGAUUAUUCCUCAAUCGGUACAAUCUACGAGGCCAGUGACUUGUGGACUGCAGCAACAGAUCAAAGAGGUGUAUUCAGACUCGUUUUGAAACCUCCUAUUUUCAGAGAUGGUUCGGCAAACUGGAUUGGUGAAACCGAUGUCGGUAUUUCUAUCAUUAUCGAUACCUACAAUGACUUUGGUAAGGAUGAUGAAUAUGGACAAGGAGGCAGUGGAUCCACGGAAGAAGCUGAGAGAAUUAAAGUGUUCUAUGGGUCUGCCACGCCACCGCUUAAUGUUACUUUCGGCGGCGGUUUUAUUCCAUAUGUCAGCUUUGAUUUGCUUGGUGUUGACCCGGUGCAAUCCAUUUCUCUGAAAGAUAUCACUAUUGGUGGAGGAGAAUUCGGCCUUGUUUCCUCAUUGGAUGAGACUGCGUCUGGAUUUUCUACUUCGGUCCCCAGCUACAACGUUUACGUCAAUGCUGACACUUCCACCGUACAAUUGCUCACGUUCAUUGACGAUUCCUUGAGUUGCACAGCAGAGCAAAUUGCCAGCGGUGAUACCGACAAUUGCUUUACGACUCAAUCGGUCACUAUCGAUGGAUCCGAAGCGUCUACGUGCAGUUUGCUGACGUGCUCUUACUUUUCGGAAAUUUCACUCAACGUUGGCUCCAAGACUGUUCGAGUUACGGUAUAUUCAGCCACAUCGGAAACGUUUUACUUGGUAACUUUCAUUCGCCCAGAUGUGCCUACAUUUUCGAGCGUCACUCUGUCGAAGGGGCAAAAUCAGCUGAAUUUCUCUCCGAAAACGUUUACGUAUUACCUCGAAUACUCGUACGAUAAUAAUGGCGAAGGUCUCACUUUUAAACCAAUUGUGAAUGGAGACACCACCGGGAGUGCAAUCACAUUUGUUUCCUCCGGCGGGUACGAAUCUACUGCUUCUUUCUUGAGCGGAUCCUCUCAAGGUAUCGAGCUCUCAACUACAGAUACGAUUGUGGUUAUGACGGUUACAUCUUUAGAUGAGACUGUAAAGAGCACGUAUACAUUCUACGUGGACGUGAAGGAAUCACCAUUCUUGUCUUCUCUUGAUGUUAUCGGCGAACAAAUGGUUCCUGCGUUUACGGCAAGUUCUUACACGUACGCUGUAAACGUGUUAGCCACAGUCUCUUCUAUUACUCUGUCUUCCAUUGUUUCUUCAGAUGUGCCGCAUGUUUCCCUCACGGUUGCGGCGCCUGAUGGAACUAAGUCAAUAACGAGUGAAUCUUCACUAACGACUCCAGUUGCGUUAGAUUACGGCGUCAAUGCUUUGCUCGUAACUGUUUCUGGCGCGGAGGGCACGACUGUAUAUUCCAUUUCAAUUACUCGAGCAGACGCUUCAUCGGUCACCGCACUUGAAAUUGGCAACUAUAAAUGGGAGUCAGAUCCCACCACCUCGGACGGCAGUCCAUCAGAAAGUCCCUCAUUCACCGAUCCGACUGCAUUCUCGAGCAAUACAUAUAUGUAUAAUGUGGAUGUGCCGCAAUACGUGUACGAGACUUUGAUCACAAUCACGCCGUCUUCAUCUUCCGUCCUGUUUGUUGAUGGAGUUGAGGUAACGUGUGAUCAAGCCGAUGUGAGUUGUUCUACUUCUGGUGCAUACGCGUUACCACUACGAAUCGACGAAGGUUUGAGCACGCACACGGUGACUGUUGUUCCUACGGAUGGUUCCGGCCUCUCCUCUAUUACUCUGCAGUCAGUUGCUGAGGGUCAAAACGUGGAUGGCGGUUCGACGUACACGUUCACAUUUACGAGGCCAUAUACUCCGAAACUCACGAGUAUCGCUGUCGUGGACUCGAGUGACGCAGCGAUUUUACUUUCGCCCUCGUUUUCAACAUCCGUUUACGUCUACCGGUCUACAGUCGCUGCGACAAAAUCUGAAUUAGACAUCUCUGUGGCAUUCCUUAAAACUGGCGAUGUUCCAGUCUCUGAUGCUUUCGUACAAUAUGGUAGUCUCUCACGUAUUGCUUUCCCAGAAAGUGGGCGUUUGACUGUGCCAGUUGCGGAAGGCACGACGACUGCAAUUACGAUAACUGUGCAAGGAAGUCUUGCAAUAGGUGGAGUCGAGUCUAUUUACAUGUACUAUGUUACACGUGGCACGUUGCCAAAGUUAGACUCUUUGACCUUUUUCUCAUCUUCUGUUACGCCAACCUUCUCAACGUCUCGUUACAAUUACGUGGCUGCCUUGGGGAGCGCAGAGAACAGCUUCACUUACACCGUAUCUAAAAGCAGUACCAGCUCUACGUGUCUAGUCAGUUUGAGUCAAGACUUCUCAACGUGCUUGACAAGUGGAGAAAACAAAACACACGACACUACGGGUGUUACGGAAGAUAUCGGAGCACUGAAAAUUUAUGUGAGGGAUUUGAGUAACUUGAACGUCGUGAACGUUUACACAGUUACCUUUACAAAAGAGGCACUCCCAACUUUGAAUACUCUCAGUAUUUCAGGCUCGACGGGUGCUAAACUGGACCCUUCUUUUGCUGCCACGACGUACGCAUACGACAUGCCAGUUCCGUUUGAUUCCUCAUCCGUUUGCUUCACCAUGUCAUUCGAUACUGUGAGUUACAGUUCAAGCAUUCAAAUGGGUGGAGGUGCGCCACUCGCGGUUGCUACCAAUGUCGCAUCUUGCGUCGAAAUUCCGUUUGGCAAGAUUGAUAUCACCAUUGCAGUAACGUCGAGAACAACUGGAUUUUCCGGUUCUUACAUUAUCUCAUCGUCUCGUAAAGUUGCGCCAUAUCUUACAUCUCUCAGUCUCACUCCGAGUGGAUUCACGCCAUCGUUUGAUGCAACCGUGAACACGUACUCUGCCACGGUUGGGUACGACACGACUGAACUCGAUAUUAGAGCGGCCGCUAACUUGGUUGCCAAGGAAGGGUCCGUUGUGUAUGUAUCCUUAGGAGCUGGCGCAAGAACUUUGUUGGAUUCAUCCGAGAGUUACAAAGUUUAUCCUGACGUUGGUGAUCAGAACUAUGUGGCAGUCUCCGUGGAAUACACAGAUGAAGAAGAUGGUGUCACCGUCAUCAACACGUACACAAUACAGGUAACCCGAAGUCCUCAGAGUUCUGAGGACAUUGCCAUCUUGUCUUCUAUUAAUGCGUACGAUAUCAACGGUACGGUAAAUGUUGGAGGUGUCGAUUUUACUGGUAGUGCUGUGACCGAACCACUUUCGUUUGACGCUUCUGUUCUCGCGUACACCAGAAGCAUCCAACAUGGCGCCGACGCCGCCACAGUUGAGUGGGAAUUGUACCCAGGAACGUAUGUCCGAAUCAACGAUGUUGUUAAAACAAAUGAUGCGGGUGAUGCCAUCCAUGGAACGGAUACGAGUUAUACCGUGUAUGACCUAGUUCCUGGAACCCCCGUUACGGUCAGCUUAACAAUUCUUCCCAGUAGUACGAAGGAUACUCCGGAUGCGACGUGCACGGACUCUCUCUGCACCACGUACACCGUAACACUUACGAGAAUGACUGCAGGAGAUAUGGCGCAAUAUUACUCGCUUGAACCGAGUACGCAGCGUUCUACGUCCGUGUUCAAAGCAUCGUCAACUGACAAAGUUGGCUACACUAUCGAGCUCGACACCGAGGGUUUCAUGGCCAAUUCUAACACGGGAUUAAAGAACAUCGGAACGGUGUCUUCUACCUUGAAAACGCAUUACUUCACCUCAAAAGUAAGCCAGUACUCGGGAAGUAGUGUUACGUGGUCGCCUACAAUCAUCGGAACAGAUGUUCCAACUGUAGAAAUCAACAAUGUCUUAGUCAUUGGCACGGAUAUUACAGCAUCAACAGCUGACUCUGCUUCGGCUGCGGUUUACGAUGAUAAUGCAUAUUUUACAGUAGAUAGGAAAAUUGCCACUCGCUUUAAAGUGGAGGCUUACUUCAUGAGCUUGUACGACGAUGAGAAUGAAGAAACCUUCGCUCUGCAAUAUUGGCCGACAGUGGGUAAGAUGCUCGCUUAUGAAGGUUAUUUCGUUCAGGCGGGUACUGGGGCGCCGUACGAUUCUACUACGGUUGUUCAAGCAAACCUCAUCCCCGAUUACGAAGAGUUCACGGUCAUUCCGGGUACGAUGUCUGUCGCGCAUACAAUUUGGGACUUGCAGUAUUCCGAUACUUCUUCUACUACGGACAACAAAGGAACUGGCCAGUCCAGUUUUGAGUUGACUCCGUACGAUAGCGUUCUCCCAAACAAAAUUUCGUCGAAAUCUUCGGGAUUAGUCUACGGAGAAGACAAAGAUUUCGUUGCUCGGGUUUGCAAAGUCUCGAGCAGAACUGUAGCAGCGGCUGAUCCAGCUGGGUGCGGAUCUAGCGCUGUGCCUGCGAGCGCCGUGCACAAUGCUGACGGUACGUACACGAUUUCUUACGAUGCAUCUGAUGCAGGCUUCUACAUUGCCAUGGUGGUGUUCAAGAACGAUGCGGGAAGCUUUGUGUUUGGUGGUCAAUUGGCCUCAGGCGCAAUGAUCACUUCAUUUGAAGUUUCUGAAACCGUCAUCAGUCCAGAGAACUCGUAUAUGUACGGCGUCUGUGAUGAAGGAUCGGCGACGGAACCCUUGAAUUCAAACGCCGUUGAUUGUGUGGAAAGAGAUUCUGCAACGGGUGGCGGCAAGGAGAGCUUCACGCAAACUGGGACCGUCACUUACACAGUUGUCACACGAGGCUGGAAUUCUGGAGAUUCUCAAACACUUGAUAACUUGAUCGAUCUCUCUAAUGGUGGCCAAAGUUUGUUUGUCUCGUAUCUUUGCAAAUUUGGUACCGCCGCUGAUUACACGAGCUGCGUCUUCCCUGCUGGUCAUGAGAAUGCGGGCCAAGCUAUUGUUGAGAACGCGGGCCUGUCUGCUCAGCCCUGGAAAGACAAUUUUGAUGGCACGUAUUCAAUUUCACUCUUGAUUAAGGCUCCGGUAUUGAUUGAGUUAGAUGUAAAAAUUGGAAGUGAUGAAUAUGGUGAAGCUAUUUCUCAAUUCGUUGAUAAUAAACUUGUCAUCGACGUGAGACAUGGUCCGAUUUCCGAGGAGUCUGUCGCGGUAGACUUCCCGACAUCCUUGAUUGCGGGCGAGGAGGAAGAGUUCACGCUUGAUCCUUUGGAUUCUCAAGGGAACCAAGCCACAAAUAAGGAGGAAGUUCCGAGUGCAAGUGGUAUUGUGUUCACGAGUACGCCUGCGUCGUCUUCAUUUACUGACAGCAUCGUCAUUACUCCCUUGGAUACGCAAGAACCGUAUGACAUUAAAAUUAAGUUCACAGCUCCACAAGUUGCUGGUUCGUACACCUUCAAGAUUUACGUCAAUACGAAUGAGCUUGCGGUUUCCAAGACAAUUGUUGUAAAAGCGAGCACAUACAUUGCUACCUCGUCAACUACGGUGGAUUACGGCACUAGACGUGUUGGAACUCAAAAAAUAAUAGUAUCCAUAAAAGAUAUCUAUUCGAAUCCGACGUGUGUUACGCGCGAUAACUUCAAUUGGGCGUGGGGUGUCACCGGUGGUGAGUUAUCAGAACCAGGUACCUUCACAUCGUGUAUCUCUGCUGGUAAGCAUCUUGUUUCGAUUCCGUCAGUGAAUACAGUUGGAACAUAUACGUUCACUGCGAAGAUAAGUAACCUAUUGAAUGUGGAUACAGACCAACCAUUCGAUCGUGAAACUCUCAGUACAUCUACCAGUAUCAACGUGGUUUCUGAUGUACCAAGUACUAAGUCUACGAUGACCACGCCGAGUGAAUACAUCGAAGUUGGUCAACCUGCUUACUUUUAUGUCAUUGCUAUCGACCGUCUUGGAAAUAGCAUUGCUGUUUCUGGACAAUCCUCUGCAUUUUCUGUCACUGUGACUGGGAGCAUCUCCGGAACUAGAGCUGCAGAAGUUUCGAAUUCUCUUUCUGAUAGAACAGGGUCGGUUGGUUCAUACUAUGGAUCAUUUACUCCCCUGUACGCUGAAACAUACACACUUACAGUCUCAGUAGACGGGUACCCGCUUGAUCAAGGAUCGUCUACCCACAUUGCCUCUGUGUUCCUCACGAACGAGGCAGAUUACUUCAAGGUAACCGGUGCACCAGUUUCUGGCGUUGUUGGAUCGAGUUUGACGUUCAUCAUAAAUCAAUGGAACCUGGAAUAUAAUUUGGAUAUGAACACGAUUUCCACGACGUUUCUCUCGAAACUUUCUCGACCUCAAAGUCAAGUAUCAUUGACUUUAUCACCACUAGGAACCGGUGCAGGAGACGCGGAUAUGAAUCGCCGUCUUUAUGUGGACAAAUUGUACACAACGAAGUCUGGGACUUACACACUUUCAGUAUCUAAAGCUGAUGCGGACACGCCUUCGGUCUAUCAUGCGGUGAAGGACUCGCCUGUUUCUUUCACUUUAGCUGCCGCGAAGGCAAGUGGAAGUGUGUCUACUAUUACCAAGCCUUCAACUCCAGCAGGUGGGUACGCGCCCGGAGCUACGUUAUCGUUACCGUUGAGUUUGAAAGAUUCAUAUGGAAACGCCAUCACCACGGCUCGAUUUUCGGAUGACGUAAUUGUCCAGAUCAAGUCGAAAAACACCGCGAGAAUCCAAACUUUGACUAUUAAGGCCGACAGUACCGGAACUGGAUUAGUCGCCGAAGGUGUACUUAAGUUCGCAUCCGAUCAAUACUCUGUCUUGGCCUAUGCCAGUGGAGUAGCAUUGACGAUGGUGAACCCAGAGAUUAUCAUUACGACGAAUAAUGUGGUUGCGCCGGCCUUGGUCGACGGAACUGCUUCAUUUGCUGCUUCGGCUGGUUUACCUGCACAAGGAAGCUCUGCUGCUUUUGUUGCUGGUACGGAAUAUUCGCUGUACAUCUUUCCCGCUGAUGUAUAUGGAAACGUUGCGGUAAGUGACGUGCUAAUGGUUGUCGUGCUUCGGGCGAACAACAUUGUCCUUUCGCAGGGUGUUUGGAAUACAAAUACGGGCGGUUAUAAGGUUUCAUACACUUUCACAACGGCAGGUACAACACCGGUGACAGUUUCUGUGACACCGGCUGGAGCCACUGCGGCCACGGUCAGAAGCUUCACUGCUGUCGUGAGUCCUGGUGCCGUCGUUGGUAGCACGACGAAGCUCAUUUCUAUCACGAAUGCAACGUCUGUGACUCGUGGAACAUGGGUUGUGCGUUUGUACGAUAGAUAUGGAAACGCCCUGACUUCUUCCCCAGCUGGAUCUGUGGAUGUCAAGGCUGAAAUGAUUUUGCAGUCAACUACGAAAUCGAGUACCUUGUUUGGCUCUUUACCAGUAGUUUCUAACAGCGCUGAUGCCAUUUCAAUUACUCUCGGUUCAGACGGCACUCAAAUUGGUUUGGUGACUCUUCAGUAUUUAGGAACAAUCACGGGAACGUACACUUUAAAAUUGUAUGUUGACGGUGUUGCUGCUACCGACGUUUCAAGCUAUAAAGCAUACAUCACCUCUGGACCUAUCGUAGCUACGACUUCUACGGCCUCGGGUACGGGGUGGAACUCUGCCAAAGCUGGAGUGAAGUCCAGUUUUGUCGUUGUUCCACGAGAUAAGUACUCGAACAGAGUCUACACGAGUCCUGCGAGUGCCUCUUCUUCGUUAGUGGUAUCGCGUGGCCUCGGUGUUACGAAAGAUCUUGUUACGGAGACUGCACCAUCCUUUGUCUUUGAUACAGCACUCGGUCAGUACAACGUUUCGUACACUCCUUCAGUGGCUGGUACCUCUAGUCUCUCGUUCAAGAUAAAUGGUGCAAACAUCGCAGAUUCUCCUCGAGUUUUCACUGUUACUGCUGGAGCCGCUUCUGCUUCCAAGUCCUUCCUUAGUGGCGCGGGUGUCCGAGGAACUCUGUUUGGAGCUGCGUCAGAAGUUGUCAUUCAAGCUGUGGAUUCCUUUGGCAACUUAAAAACGUCGGGUGGAGAUACUUUCCGGGCGAGUUUGAACCAGACAGGCUCUACGACAACUGUAACUGAUAACAGUGAUGGUACUUACACCAUCACGUACACGCCUGUGGCUGCCGGAGCAGCAUUGCUCAAGAUUGAGUACGGCACUGGUUUUGUUCAAAUUGGAUGCGAUUUCAUCACCAUUCCUUCAUCAGGUUGUUUGUUGGAUAUCAAAACUGCCGAUUCUGUUCAGACUUUGGAUCCAUUGCAGACUACCUACAAAGCUGCAUAUUUGUCCACCAGUGAUGGUGAUCUUACGCUUGGCUUCGCAUCUGUAGCAAGCACGGGAAAACCCUCAGGUUCUUUCCGUAUCUUGACAUUUGAUCAAGAUGGAGUCCAAAUGGGCAGAAAUGAUGUCACCAUCCAGUUAUCAAUUGGUGGAACCGUACUCUCUGGAUCUGAUAUCGCCAUCACAGCAGUGGAAGGUACAACGGGUGAGUUCCGAAUCGACUACUACUACAGUACGGCAGGAACGUGGCCGAUAUCUAUCACGGCGAACGGCGUCGAAAUUGGCGCUCGCUUACGUGAGAUUGCUUUCGAUGAGGCUGGUGCUAGCACUGAUCUUGUUGCCGAGUUUGGAGGAUAUUCUAAUCUCGUCAUCCGACCAGAUUUCACUACAGCUUCCAGCGUUGAUGUUGUUAUUGCAUCUGGUGUUCAAGGAACGAACCCGAUUGUUGCUACCGCAGGAUUUCCCGUUGAGUUUGCGAUUUCGGCGAAAGAUUCAUACGGCAACGUGCAAUACUAUUCCUCGGAUUACCCCGGGGAUGUGUUCACAGUCACGGCUACCGCGUCACAAGCGGAAACUUUGAAUGCUGAAUUUACUUCGUUGGCAUGCUUCCCGUCAUCAUCAUUCUUUCCGGACUGCAGAAUUCCUUCAAACUACGUGGAGGCGUUUCCUGAUGGAUCGGUGUCUGCUGAAGCUUCGUUGACUUUCUCCAACACCGCUGCAUACACCAUCUCUGUCAGCUUGCAACCGAGAUUUGCUAUGGGUAUCUCAACAACCGAAGGAUCGGCACCGGUCUCUGAUGCGGUUCAAGUCAAACAAUUCAAGGUCACAGUUGUUCCUGGCGUUGUGAAUGCGGCAAACUCUCUCAUGAAUGGGGACGGUCUGUCUGGUUCUAUCGCGGACGAACGAAAAUCUGUGCUCAUCUCAGCCUAUGAUGCCGGCUCUAAUGCUCUCUAUAAAUUGUCAGAAGACGAGAGAGAAGAUGCGUUGACUUCCUGCCGCAUUGAUUUUGUUGGAACUUCGGAAGGCAACAUGGGAGAAAAAUUUUCCUCAAGCUCGGAGAACUGCUUUGCACUCGAUGGUUGCUUUGGUCUCACGACUGACCAGUGCUUGUUCGAAGUAUUUUACAACAUAACUUACCUCACGGGGACGUUUGACAUGUCUGUAAGACUUUGCGCGAGUGGCUCACCGGAUGAUUUGGAGGUCAACCCUGACGGAUGUCUUGUCUCUGGAGAGUCCGUUUCCAUCACAGUUACUGCGGGUUCACCGAAUUCCAAAACUUCGGGAUUACUCGCGACACCUCCAAGUACUGUCACUGCAAUGGAAAGUGGAACGUUAAAAUUUGUUGCCCGGGAUGAAUUCAAUAACGAAAUCACAAUUGGUGGAGACGGAAAUCCGCUCGUUGUUUCUGCAAUUCAAACGAAACCAACAGCUGGGUCGCUCCUCACCAAUGUCGCUACCUUGUCUGAUAAUGAAGAUGGCACUUACAACAUUGUGUACACGUUGCCAACUGGCGGAAAUGGUGUUGAAUAUCAGUUCAACAUCACUUACGACGGUGAUCACAUUAUCGGUUCUCCGUACACGAUGUCGGUUGCUUCUCCAAAUAUCUCGCCAAUGUACUCGUUCGCGUACGGUGAAGCUUUGAGUGAUGCUACGAUGACUGCCAGGGCUGGCGAAGUUACUUCGUUCACCAUUCAGCCUGUCGAUGCGUCAGGCAACACGAUCACGAAGAUGCCUGAUACGAACAAAUUUAAAGUAGUGUCAAGAAAUCUCGAACUUUCGGCCGGUGGUGGACAAGAGCCAUCUUUCACUACGAACCCGGAUGGUUCAAUCAAGGUUUCUUUUACAGCCGUAGUGACCUCCCCGGCGCAGUUGACAAUUUCUGCAAUUCGACCAGUUGACGGCGUGAGCACAGAAACUGUCAUAGAUUCACCCGCCAACGGUAUUAUUUACGUGAAUGUCGAUCCUGGGGUUGCCGUAGCUUCAAGUUCGUACACAAGAAAUGACCGAACAGUUCCAUUGACGCAGGUAGCCGUUGCUGGUUCGGAACACAACUAUCAGAUUAUUACUGCGGAUAAGUACUCGAACCAAUUGACGUAUGAUCCGUAUGGUACGCCGACGAAUCUUACAUUCGCGGCUCCGAACAAAUACGGGCCUGAAGGCUACAAGUACGUAAGCGGGCCAGCUCCUGCUAAGUAUGGCUACGCUCAAGAAAUUGGUGCAUCUGAACCAGGAAACUGGCGAGUGCGCUGGUCUGCGGAAACGACUGGAACUUAUGCUCUCCGAGCAUACAUAUCAGAUGGGCUAGUCCUGGACGGCCCUGGUGGGUCUCAGUUACCAUUGAACAUGGAAGUCAUCGCAUCUGAUGCGGAUUAUUCGAAAUUUACCCUCACUGGUGCUGGUAUUACGGCUUCUGCAACAGUCAACAGUAAGGCUACGUUGACUUUGGAGGCGAGAGAUGUGUAUGGAAACUUCAAGAAGGACCGCGGUAAUCUCGUGAAUGACAUCAUCGAUGGUAUUUCACAAACGAUUUACUCUGAUGAUGCCUUAUUAAUGGAAGAAUCGACCAUCCAGGAACACUCUGUGACUUUUGACAGUGCUACUGGGAAAUACACCAUCGAAUACACCCCAUCUGUUAUUGGUUACAUGGAAACGGCCCUCAAUAUUCGCGGCGUGGAUAUUGCCAAUUCGCCAUUCCAGCAGGAGAUUGUUGCUGAUGCUAUUAGCGCGAGCUACACGCGCGCUUCUGGACCUGGUAUUGUUGGAGGCUCUCUCGGCAUCCAAACUUACAUUGCCAUAGAUCCUCGUGAUGCCUCAGAUUUUCUCGUCACGGCAGGUACAAGUGCCUCUUCGUUUGAAGUGACUGUUACCACGACUGCGGGAUCGAUUAUUCAAAGCGGUCCAACAUGGGACGAAUCUUCCCGAGUUUAUCGAUUUGAGUAUAUGAUUGAGGGUAGCACAGACGCUACGGUCACGGUCGAUAUUGCUUACGAUAGUGAGGCUAUUGCAGGCUCUCCGUUCUCGAACAUACCAAUCUCCUCUUCCGUAAGCACGGAUGUGGAUGAGAAAAGGUGCGUUAUCUCAGGUCCUGGAAUAACAUAUGGAGUUGCGGGUGAAUUGACUGCCAUCGCCAUCACGCUUUACGACAGCGAUGGUAUAUUGGCGGUACCAUCCGCAGCACCUUCUCUGGUGCUUACUGUCUUCAAUGGGAACAACGAAAAUUUCGUUGAGUACACAGAUUUUCAAUUAUUUGAUUCAUCGGUGCUUUCUGGUUUGGGCCUCGAUCCAAGUGCGUUUGGCUACGUCAACGAAGAUGCGGGUGGCACAUACUUUGUUACUUUUACUAAGACUAGUGUAGCUGAAGCACCGUACAAAUUGACGGUCGCUGUCAAUGGUUUAGUCACCGGUUCUGUCGAAUACGAGAAUCCUGGGGAGUUCACGUUCGAACUCGUUUCUAGCGUCACGUCUAGUUCAACUUCUUAUGUUCAGCUCGGGAACACGGAUGGAAGCAUCGUUGCAGGUGAUAGCGUACCUGUUUACAUUUACCCAAGAGAUGCGUAUUACAACGGCCAGGAUUACAAGAAUUUAGCGAAUAAAGAAGAAACGUUCUCUAUCGCCCUCACCGGUCCUGCUGCUUACACCGUCACUUACACUGGUUCGGCGAGUGAUGGUACGAUGAAGUUGGUCAAGGAUACCGAAAAUGACUCGUACUAUUAUUACGGUUUCAUCAAACCUGUCAAGGCUGGUGUGUAUAGAGGCACUGCGCAACUCGUUCAGAAUGGUGUGACAUCGAGUGUUCUUACCCUCGCUCAAGCUGCUCUUUCUCUUGAUGUCAGUGCUGGUGCCCUUGAUAUUUCUAACUCAGUGGUAGGUGGACAAGGUGUGUUCUCAAGUAAGGUUUUGGCGAAGGGUGCUGUUAAAGUACAAUUUCGCGACUCUGUUUCGAACCUUUUGACGGACGAUAUCGUUCAGUCCUCGCUCAGUGCAGUGAAAUUCAACUUGAUGAGGCGCGAUGUAAAUGAAGCAGCGUUUGCAAGUGAUAUUGAACUCGUGUAUGUUAGUGCUCAAUCUGCUUUUGUUGGUGAGUAUAUUUCUACUGUCGCGGGUACACUUGACAUGCAAGUUAGUGCGUGUGAUUCCUCAGACCCACCUGUAUGUGAAGAAGUUCCCAUCUCUGGAUACACUGGUACAGUUAUAUCCCCUGGUAGUUUCGUCUCUGCUAUGGCUGAGGUCGUCGGCGCUGAUAGUACCUCCGAAUUCAAAGUCGCUGAAGACUCGCUCGUGUAUGUCUUUGGGCGCGACUCUCAAGGAAACACUUUGAGCACCGGUGGUGAAAUUCUGAGCGCUAAAUUAGUCCCCACGCUAACCACCGGUCAAAGCGAACUUCGCAUCUCUCCAUCUAACAUCGUCGAUAAUGGCGAUGGAAUGUACACUAUAACAGUACAACCAAAGCAAUCUGGUGAUUUCAAAUUGUUGAUCACAAGAUCUGGAGCAGUUGUCGGUACAACAGAUGAGACGGGCUUCCUUAUCACUGUUGAGCCAGGAGUUGCUUCUACUGCGUCAACAGUCUCAGGAACUGGAUUCGGAUUACAGUCGACUGGCUACAUCGUUGCCGGUAACGAAGCCAAACUUACCCUGAUUGCAAGAGACGCCAUUGGGAAUGCCAUUGUGUCAAGCGCAGAUGAGUUCACGUAUGAAAUUUCUGCAGGUGGCUCGGUAGUUGAUUUCGGUCAGUUUGCGUACGUUGAAGAGUCUGACGGCACAUACGAAGCUACUUACACAAUUGAAAAGUCUGGCGACUUGAUCGUCGAAGUUAAGUUGCGCGGCGAAUCUCUCCUUUCUGUACCAUCUGGCGGUAAGGUGCUUCAUUCGUCUGUAUCUUUGAAGGACUGUUUGCUGUACGGAGAUGCUUUGACUGCCGGAGUGGAGGCGGGUGUCCUCUCAACUCUGUCUUUAAUCGCGAAGGAUCAGUACGGAAAUGUUGUAACUGACUUGCAAAACAGCGGUUUGUUCGAACUUAAAGUUGAUACACUCAAUAAUCCUGGCUUCUUGCCGUUCGAAAUCUCGGAUGCCUCGAUUGGCUUGUUAACGGUUGACUUUACUCUCCCCUCUGUUGACGUUGCGCCAGGUUUAGUGACUGUCGUAUACGACAACGACUUGGCAUUGAAUCUGUACAAAAACUACGACACGAAAGAACAAUUCUCCAUUCAAGUUUAUGUCGGACAGCCGUCCGCUUCUACUACUACACUUGUUGGAAUUUCACCCACGAUUCCGUUUCAAACGGACGUGGCUUCGACAGUUGAAUUGUACGUUCGUGACGCUAAUGGCAAUGUGAUCGGCGAAAGUGAUGAGCUAACUGCAGUUCUUGAUUCUUUGGCCCUGAACGUCUUCACAGUCCGAGGUCAAACUUACGCAGUUGACAUCACUUUCACGUCAAGUAACGCCGUGAAUGGUGAUUACAUCACUAUCCUGAACUUCUCACCUCCUGCUGCGGGUUCAUUGCGUCUCUCUCUUUACAUUGAUGGUUCUGAGGUGAUUGACCCCACUACGGAGAAGGAUUACGAGUGCACGGUGCUACCGGGUGCAAUUGGUGCUCCGUACUCAACUUACUCAGGUGCCGGUAUCUUUUCUGGCGCUAUUGCUGGAUCGGAAUCUACGAUUUACAUUCAAGCUGCGGAUAGAACCGGUGGUAUUAUCACAACUGAUAAAAGCACUGAUACUACAGCAUUCACUCUAGAAUUUGAGAUUCUUUCUAAUUCUGGCAUAUCGAAUGCAACUGAUAAGGCAAGCGCAAUCUCUGGCGUUGAGGUUAUCGGGCCGACGUACACUGGUGCUGGUACGUACAUGUUCAAGUACAUUCCGUAUGACCUGGGCUAUCCGUAUUCUAUGUACGCUAAAAUUGCUACUGGUAAUGAUCCGAUCGGCACUUCAGAUGGUCUCUCCGGUGGUGAAACCGUUCAAGUCUACGAUGUUGCCUCGACGCGUGAAUCGAGUGCGGAAAAAUCAGCAGCUUUGUUGGCCAUCGAUUCGGACGGUACUCUUAUGCUGGGUUCGCAGAUUCCAGUUGCAGGUUCAAUUUUCUUUGAAACCGUGGCGGGAGAAGCAAUUGUCUUCUUCAUUCAAGAACGAGACGUGAAUGGAUUAGAUGUCGCUUCGAAUAGUGCCACCGCUCCGUCUGUUCAAGUAUCUUCUGGCUUUGUGCCAACUGCUCCGACUGUUGUUAACGAUGGUUCUGGCAUAUGGAGAGUCACUGUCAAGCCUGAAAAGUCUGGUGAAGUUCCAAUCUUUGUUGCCUUCGAUGGCGUGGAGAUCGCGAACUCUCAAAUGAUUUUGACUGUAAUCCCAGCGGCAACUUCGGCGUUGACGUCGACCAUUGAAGGUACAGGUCUCGAGCCCGAUGAAACGAAUUUGGUUCGUGCAGGCCUUUCGUCAAAAUUUUCCAUCAUCGCUAGAGAUGCUUUUGGAAACUACGCCGAGUACGACGACGUCGCCGGGAACGACGAGUUCCACGUUGAAAUUGCUUCUUCGGUGGAGUCGGAGACUAUCGUUGUUGAGGGUAUCAUCACGAAGAUUGAUGGUAAUGGUUACGAAUACGAAGUUGAAUUCGUUCCGCGUUACGUUGGCACAAACACUGUGAGUGUUUACCUCGGACCUGUUGGAGGUAAGUUGCUUGUUACCACGGCAUCUGUCGAGGUAACGAACGGUGUGGUGAAUGUGCAGGCCACGGAGGCGAGUGUUACAACUGAAGAACUUUCAGGAACCACUGUGAGUGCGGGAGACAGAUUUGAGUUCAGUAUUUACGCCAAAGAUAUAUAUGGCUACGAUCACGCUACUCCAGCGCUCCUAUGGGAUGUUGAAUUGAUUCCCAGCGAUGCUUUGAAAGCAACCGGUGCCACUUCAAGGACUGGCACCGUCACUGGAUACUCUGGAACGAAGGAAAGCGGUGGUUACUCUGUAACGUUCACCUUGUACAAGGAAGGAACCUGGUACUUAUCCUUGACUGAACGAGACGAGUCCGGUGGGUCAAUGGUGUCGUCCAUGUAUGUUCCGAUCACGGUUGUAGGUGGCACUGCGAAUGUGUAUAAAACGACGUUAUCUGGUGGCAUCGCAUCUGGUCUUGUUGCUACUUCUACGGACCGAACGGUUUACAUCACCACGCGAGACGUGUACGGAAACCUUGCAUUUAGCUCUGGAUUGCACCCAUUCAGCGCGGAUGAUGAAUUGAACGACUUUGAGAUUACCAUCGACCUUGAUGAAAUCGUACCCGAAGGUGCGGAGAUUCAAGGAUAUGAAUACACGAAUAACGGCGCUGAGUACGUUUCGCCGGGUGUCUUCAAAUUUACGUAUUCGACAAUUCUGCCGGGCACGUACUACAUCCAAAUAAUUCAAAAGAAAGAAGCGAUUGGUGAUGGUUCAAAUAAAGUCAUCACCGUGAAACCAGUUCCUGCGCCUGUUGUCACGGAAGUGAGAUUUGCAAACUCUUUGUCAACGAUCCAAGUUGUGUUCGAUGUGGAGACAGAUGAGGCUAUGCAAAUAGGCGCAUCUGACUGUUCGAACGUCCUUGCCACAGCCACGAUCAGUCUUUUGGGUACGAACCCAUUGUGUAAGUGGACUAACAUUCCGACCGAUGAUGGCGCUGGCUCGAAAACUCACAAUUAUUUGCAAAUUACGCUCGGAUCGAACCCUACGGUGAAGCCACAAACGUCGCAGAACGCGGCAUCGUUCAUCACCUUGAAGCAACAAACCAUCCGAACGAAGGACAGAAAUUCGUACUUCGCCGUUGCGUCGACGGGUGUCCUUGGACCUCUCAUUUACCCAUCUGUAAAGGCCUCAAUAACUGGUGUGGUCAGUGUUGGUACGUGCACUCCUCUCAACUUUGAUGCGUUGAGAUCGACUGGUGGUGGUGGUAGAGCCCUCACGUACGUUUGGAGAAUUACCAGUACGCAAGAUGUAUCUAAUAUUGAUAUUUGCGAAGUUGACACAGCUAACAAGAUUAAUACUUGCACAGAUAGUCUCUUCGUUCCGUACACGGACCUUGUGCCAGGCGGAACGUACACUGCUGAGUUACAAGUUACGAACUUUUUAGGAACAACGUCAACUGCGACUUUUGAUACGGCAGUCGCUGCUGUUCCUUUGCCCAAGAUUGCAACUCCGGAAGAAGUUACCAUCUACGCUUCGGAUCGCUUGACAAUUAUCUCGUACGUAUCAGCUCCGGACACGUCUUGCAUGGAUUAUCCCGAGAAUUUGAACGCUCUCGAGUAUUAUUGGGAGUUCACAGCGGGAUCCUUGCAAGUUGAAUCUUCUGAUUGGAUUAAUACGCGAGGGACUCCGGAACUUACUCUUCCUCCAAACUCUUUCGAACCUGGAGAAACGUAUGAGUUGUUAGUUACGGCAACUAUUGCUUCUUCCGGCAAUACUGCUCAAGCUAUAACAUCAACAACGAAAGUGAAUGUCGCUUACCGUGAAAUUAUCGUCGAGGAUAGGCUUGGUGGAGAUAGAAUUGUUUCACCAUUUUUGACAAACUCACUCGUUGCGUCUCCGUUUGAUCCUGAAGACUCACGUGAUGAGUCUGGUGUGGCUUAUCCGUGGAGUUACUACUGGUUCUGCACGAAAGCAUGUGAAAUUCCUGAUGGUGAAUCGACGUGCGAACUGGUUGAGAUCGCCGAUGGUGCAGAUUGCUUCACUGAUGCGAGUGCUAUGUUUGCGACUGACACUGACACCAUAUCUAUUCCAGGGAGUGAUCUACUUCAAUAUCUCGGAACGAAUAACAUGUACGAGAUUGGCUGUACCAUCUCGAAAGGAGUUCGCGGUCAGUCAUCGCUCACCGGAAGAACGAAAACAGCAUACGUCACGUGGACGAGUAUCACGUCCGUUUCUGUAACUAUCGGAGACGACGAUGAAGAUUACUUUCAAGGCGAAUGGUCACCAACCAGAGGUGGUACACUCACGUGCGAGUCACCUUCCGCGACUGCGGCUGUCGCCUCGGGCGAAAGUGUCACUUAUCAAUGGGAACUCGUGUCUGGUUCUGUAGGAUUUGCAGGAGGUAGUUUGGAAUCUUUAGUCUCGACUUCUUACGGCGUAGAACCGUCUGAAGCUGUCAAACAAAGCUCAUUGACUCUUGCGCCGAAUACUCUCUUGGCUGGUUCCGAGUACACGUUUAAAUGCACCGUGAUUUUGGAAGCUUCGGGAACUACUGGUGAAGCAAGCCAAACGAUCACAGUUGGAACACCGCCUUCUGGCGGCUUCUUGGAAGUUAGGUAUAAUGAAAUGACUUCGACGAUAUUAUGUCCGUCGGCCAUCGAUGGUUGCGAAUGUGGAGAAGAUUCUUAUAAGUCCGUACCUGCUGCUGAAAAUGUCGUUGACGACGCCACUCAACAGGAAGUCUUGCUUGUGGAUUACGGCUUCGAGGAUGGACAAACCGAAUUUGAGCUUGUUGCAAAACAAUGGUUAGAUGGAACUACUGAUUGUUCUACAUCUUGUUUGUACCAGUUCGCUUACGCCCUCAGAGGUCAAGAAAGCGAAGAAACAGCCAUUUCGGGUAAGGAAACGACGAACACGAAAAUUUCGGGCUUCUCGUUGCCCUCGGCUGGUGAUGGUGUGAACACUGCUGAUAUCAUUUUGAUUGUUUAUGUUUACGAUGAACAAGGAAUGGCAACGAGGUACGCAACAGACUACUACUUGAGAAUCAAUCCUCUUGCAGCUGCAAUUGUUGACGAGGAUACUACUCAGCAAGUUUCCUGUAACUUGGUCAGAAAGUUGACGGAAGAUGCGGAGCAAACUUCCACGGCUGCGAUUUUUGGCGACUCGACCUCGAGCUCGUCCUCAACCCGCAGGCGUAUGUUGGCAGAGAACUGGAGAUCAAUUGCAAUGUCAGGUACCAAAGCUGAACGCAGAGCUAAGUUUGACGCCGAAUCGAUCAAAAUUAUUCAGCGUAUAUCGAACACGGAAAUCACGGAUGCGAAAGACCCGGCUAGGACCGCGAAAGGAAGAAAGGUUCGGGCGUCUGGCCGUAGCUGGUAUGCGGCAUCAUCAGAAGUUGCGCAGACUUUGAUUAACACUGAUUUCAACGCUUACGUCGGAGCGAAAGACACAGCACGUGCUUUAUCAUUUAUCAACGUCUGGGGUAAGACUUGGGGCGUUCCACCGGCUACUAUUAGUGAUCAACCAACUCCGGCACUUGCAUGCAAUUCUGUCGAGACGGAGUUCUUAGCCAUGAAAAAUCAACUCGUUCAAGAGUACUCACCGUUGGAUCUCGCAUCUUCUGUAGACGAUGACUAUCUCGAGAAGUAUAUUUGCUCCAUGAAUACUAUAUUAUGGAAGCCAGGUGAGAUUUCGAACGAAGCGUUUGACGUGUUGUUUAGCUCGGGGGCGACGUCUAAGAUAAAGGGUGCGGUGUUUCAACAUAGACUCUAUGUGGACGGUGCGCUGAAUGUGGACUUGCAGUUAACAGAUGCUGCAAAGGUUUGCGCGGCUGAGUUUUUGAGUAAUAUGUUAGUGCAGGCGUACGUAGGGUGCCAUAACAGUCCAAUUAUCAGAGACCAAGACAAAAUGAACGAUGUUAUUACCGCAACUACGUGGCUUGGACAGGCAAUUGCGGAUACCUUGGUUCCCGGAGAAGACCCGGAAUCUGUUGAAGCGUUCUAUUUCACGGUGACUGGCUUCGCCGGUCAAAGACGUUCCCCAACUCAGAUUCUUAGAAACGAACGUUCGACUGAUUUGAUGUUGACAGUACCGCAAAUAACUAGCGACGUUACUGAUGUGUCGGGUCCGCUAUUAUCCAUGAAUAUUGACAUUGAUGACGAUGGACCAUGCUUUUCCGAGCUCGCUGGAUUUACGUGCGGUAAGAAUGUUACGUCUGAUGACAUCAUUCGCGUCUCGUCGACUGUCUUCACAAAGACAACUUAUUCAUUGAGUGCUAUGGAUACGAUUAAUCCAUUCUCUGCGAAAGUAUUAAUCGACGGUGGUGAGGAGCAAUACGGUUACACGGCUAUAGUUGUACCGCAGUUUGUGAAAUCUGGAAAUGGACAUUUUGCGGAGCAAAUAAAAGCGUUCAACUCUCCUGAUAAAGGUUCCUUGAAUCUCGGCGAGGAUGCUCUCACAGCAAUGAUUGCAUCCACACCUACUGCGAUGUUGGACUACGCAAUUGCCACGGAUAACUUUGCGUACGCUGCUAGAAUCCCCUCCAAUGCGUCUUACUUUGACUUUACGAUGCAUAAGUCAUGGGAUCAAAUUUUUGAUGGUCAAUCGAAAGAUCGAGAAGACUACCAAACCGAAAUUCGACAGUGGCCGUUGGGUGAUGAUGGAUUCGGGGACUUUGUGACGGAAUGGUCAGACUUACCGAGGAAAUGGAGCCCAGAUAACUUCAAUGUUACGGACUCUACUUCCAUAAGAGGAUUCUCUACUUCUUUAUAUUCCGCGCUCACGUUUGGACCGUAUUUUGUGGAGACGGUUUAUUACCCUCCGCCACCGACUAUUUACUCUCCACCGCCGCCUGCGCCUCCGCUCUCCCCCCCGAUGCCAGUCUAUGUGGAAUAUGUCGAGGGUGACUUGGAUAGAUCGGUUGUGAUUGUCCCCUCAAUUGCUGUGUUGACCGUCUUUGCGUGGAUGCUGUGGAUGUUCUUCAAACGCCGACGCAACUUGCAGAUGAUGCACAUUGAUUUCAUCGAUGAGGACUACGAUGGAGCCUUGGAUGAAUUUGAUUCGAGCUCGAGCGAGGACGAUUCAGAUAACGAAGGAUCUGCCAACACUGGAAGCGGCGGUGGUCUCUUUGGAUUUGGUCGUCAAAGACCAGAAGUGCAAGAGAGGUACAACCGCUCUCAACGCAUCAGGGCGCUGGAAGAACGCUUGCAACAAACGCAAUCUCAAUAA